UAUUUUUUGGGAAUUGCAGAAGACAUAAAAUUAAUUGGAUUCCAUUGACGUUCCAAAAUGGCAAAUACAACAACAAUCUCAUUCCUCGACCUUGAAUUUAUCAGUCACUAGAGAUCCUCCGCCAAAAGUUUUGAAGCUCUGAAUGCAUAGCGUGACAAUUCUGCCAAAAAAUGGAGAAUCGGAAUAAGCUGAUCCAGGAUGGGUUUGCAGAGAUUUGCAGGAGAGAGAUGGGUUUCACUCGACCCAGAUGCUUCGCUCGCCGACUCUCUGCUUCUGAGGUCCUUGUAAAGCAACUAAAUCUUUAUGGGAAGUUAAAUGGUCAUAGAGGUUGUGUAAACGAUCUAGAAUUCAACUCCACUGGUGACCUCCUCGUAUCGGGUUCUGAUGACAAAGAAGUUAUAUUUUGGAAUUGGGCAACUAAAACUAAGCUGUUCGGUUCUCAUAUGCUUCUGGCCACUUGGAGAACAUAUUCCAGACCAGAAUUAUGCCAUUCACUGAUGAUAGGAGAAUAG
Messenger RNA from Corylus avellana, 512 nucleotides. The record is from RefSeq and is a predicted model, not a curated record. NCBI's taxonomy places the organism in Eukaryota, Viridiplantae, Streptophyta, Magnoliopsida, Fagales, Betulaceae.